ACAUGGCACCAAGCAGGGAAUUUUAUCUCCUCUCAAAAACUUCUUUUGAACUCAUUAUCGUCGGUUUAUGUGCCGUAUUUCUGUUACCAAAGUGUUUAGCAAGUUCUAGAGCACCUGUUCAAAACCCAGAUAUAACUUUUGAAACUUUGUAUACUGAGGGAAAGGAUGCUUAUUAUGAAGAAAGAUGGGCUGAAUGUGUGUCAUUUGUUCUGAAGUCUCUUGAAGAUUACAAGUUUUACAGAAGAAACUUGGCUCACUGUCGUUUAUCCUGCAGAGCUCAGACCGGUUCUUUGGUUAAGAAGAAACGAAAGGACAUUGGUGAUAACCUGGACAUGCUCUUUUUCUAUGGUGCUGUGCAAAAUUCUGACUGCAACCGGCGAUGUCACAAGAAGUUGUUUGGCAGGAGGCGUGAAGUUACAGAUCAAGAAACUCUCAAAGCGUUUGAGACGCUUGAACCUUAUAAUUAUCUCCAGCUUUGCUUUUUUAGGCUUGGCAAUAUUAAACAAGCGGCAUCAUCUGCAUAUACCUUCUACCUGGCUAACCGUGAUCAUGAAAUCAUGUUGAAGAAUAUCCACAAUUACCGGAAAAUGGACGGAAUCAAAGAUUCUGACUUUGUCAGCUUUGAAGAGGAGAAUCAUGUAGAGCUUUUCCUGAAGGGCGUUGCAGCCCAUGAAGAAGGAGAUUGGCUGGAAGAAAUAGACCUGAUGGAGAAGGGUCUGCAGGCUUUCUAUGCAGCCCAUGAGGAGUGUGAUGUCUUGUGUGAAGGCCCAUUUGAUCAUAAAGGAUCAGCAGAUUUCUAUAGUGCAAUUGCAGAUCACUACAUUAAUGUCCUGAAGUGCAAAGAGAAGUGCCCAGUAAAGCUGUCUACUAUUUAUGGGAAAUACACUGCUGAUCACUUGUCCAACUAUUAUCAUUAUCUCCAGUAUGCCUACUUCCAAGCUGGUGACAUUCAUUCUGCCUCGCACUGUGUGGGAACGUAUCUCAUGUACAAACCUCGGGACCAGACCAUGCUAGUCAACAAGAAACUCUACAUGACCCUUGGGAUGACUGCAGAGACAUUCAAACCAAGAGAUGAUGCAAUAAAGUACCACACAGGCAAGAGUCAUGAAGCUGAAGUGAUCAAGAUGGUAGAAUCUGGUCAUUACAUGUCUGGUCACACUGAUGUGGAUGAUGGGGUCCUGUCGGAUAUCGACUUCGAGCCUGUGCCUGUUGGGGACAAGGUUCACAACCUCGGUAGAGCUUUUCUCGGGGAUGGAAACGGCAAUGGAGCCAGGUAUAAAAAUGGCAACGGUGGCUUUGAGGGCUUUAUGGACUACUUGACCAAGGAGCAGGGAGUAACGAUAACAGACCGAUUGGAUGAAAAUGAACGCCUCAUGGGGGAUGACUUACUCAAAGAGACUGAAUGCGGGGAGCUUAUUGAUGCUGCAAUGAUUGGUGGCUUUGCCAGGGAGGGCGAGCGGGAACAUCUCCGAAAUAAGCCAUAUCCUAUAAGCUUCCCACGAGAGAUCAUCCAAUUUAUUCGAGCUGACCGAGCGACGGAUGUUUUAAAGAUCGGGAAACUGAAGAAAAAGGCUGUAGAACUUUAUCUGAACACAGCUCAUCUUGUGAAAGACAUUGCUGAAAAUUACUACAACCUGACGGACAAAAAUCUGUAUUUCAGAGAUCUGCGACUGUUGUGUCGAAAAAUAUAUAAUGCCAUACCCGACACUCUUCCCAUUGAGAAGCUUGAGGAAGUGUGUUUUCUCCAGGAAGAUGGUCUGUGCCAGAGCGAAGGAUCGUGGGACGGGGUCGACUAUCAUGGUGUGGUAUAUCUCAAUGACCAGCAUGUUGGAGGGACAGUGGAUUAUUUCAUUCCUGGUGGAGGAAUUAAGAAAGUGGUAAAUCCAAGCUGCGGAAAAUUUGUCUUACACUCGCCAAAGAAAAAUGUCCACAACGUCCAUGCGAUCACAAAUGGAUCACGUUGCGUUAUGAGCAUGGCCAUGACAAUGGAAAAAGACUUGCGAGAUAUUGCUGUCAUGAAAGCCGAGUAUCAGUUACGGGAAUAUGAGUAUUUGCAGAGUACCCCUAAGAAUACUCAUUAUAGCGACGGUAUGAUGGAAUUCUAUCGGAGUCGUGGGAUAUCAGUGUCGUUAAAACCGGAGGACCUUCACGGGGAGGAGAGGUUUGUUGCGGAUGGGUUGGCGGAUAAUAAACAGUGUGACAUGCUAGUCAAACUUGCCCAGAAAGCUGCCAGACCCGAUGAUGGUUAUAUUAUAGAUGAGAACGAAACUGUUUUUACAGAAAAUGAGUUCUUUGCAGGCUUAACUUUGGGCCGCGCUGCAGAGAGCCACAGUUCGACUGGGGAUGGUUAUCAUGAGGGUAACUUGGGUACCAUUCGGCGCCCAGAUAUGAAACAGUCCCCUCAUACAAUUCACGAGACCUUUCAAGGUUUGACUGUCGACCGGGCAGCACAGUUGGCUCAAGAGCAUGUUGUUGAUGCAGAUGCUGUGCGAAUGUACAUGAAUCUCAGCGAGCUUGCCAAAGAAAUUACUGAGCACUACUUCAAAUUAGACACACCGUUAUAUUUUGACUUCACGCAUCUAGUAUGCCGGACUGCUGUUAAUGACGAAAACAAAAAUCGUAGUGACCUGAGUCACCCAGUCCAUUCUGAUAACUGCCUUCUACAGCCGGACGGGACGUGUAGAAAAGAAUUGCCUGCCUACAUCCAGAGAGACUACAGUGCUCUGUUAUAUCUCAAUGGCGAUUUUGAGGGAGGAGAGUUCAUCUUCACUGAUAAUCAACUCAAAGUCGUUUCGGAAGUGAAGCCAGCUUGCGGACGCGUAGUGGGCUUCAAUGCUGGGGAUUUACACGGUGUCAAGGCCGUCUUGAAAGGACGGCGGUGUGCAAUUGCGAUGUGGUACACGUUGGACCCAUUCUACCAAGAAGUUGCGCAUGCACAGGCAAAAAAAACCCUCAACAGUAUAAAAGGUGAGGAGAAACCAGAAGGGCCUGCUAAGAAUGAUGACGGUGGGGAGCCCAGUCAGGAUAAAGGCGUAAAGGAGUCUCGCAAAGACCGCGGUGAAGAAGGGCCUAGCCUGAAUCAUGGUGGAGAGUUAUAGUGGAUUUGAAUGGUUACAUAUUUACAGUGGUACUGAAAGGUUCCAUAUGCUGUGAGCUUUGUUACGGAAAAAACAUAUUCUACCAGUAGGGAUGGGUUUUCAGAUAAAUCACUUUUUGUGUACAACAAGCUCAUACAAAUAACUCUCAAUGUCUUUCUUAGAAGUAUGAUCCUAAGGGUGUAUUUUUGACAGCAGGUCACAUAUAAUGGAUGUAAAAUCUCAAAACUUGUUUGAAGGCCAUGCAGGUUUGUUCGUGAUGAUAUUUAUACUAUAUGAGCUGUGUUUUAAUAUGAUGGUAUUUAAUUGUCAUAUUUCGUAUUGUAAGAAACAUGUUGUACUGUAGAAAUACUCGCCAAGUUUAUACACUGCCAGGUGGUAAAUUACUUUUAUCAGCAUAUUCUGGUGUUAUGCAAUGAUGCUUGAUCCUUAAAUCUUAUGCAAAUUAGAUAAAGGUUGGGAUGCAUCCGAAACCUGUUCUGGUAAUACUCAAUGUUCUGUACAUCUGAACCCUGGUGGUAUUAAAUACGGGGUGUGUGCGUCCGUCCGAACCCUACUCGACGUUGUGUAGCUGAUAUCAGUGUUUCCCUACAUAAGCAGAACUAAUAGUGGAAAGACAUUUGAAGAACAUGUCGGUAUGAAAAUAUCAAUGUGUUACAUAUCACGAUGGUGCAUGCUUCUCAGCCGAGUUGCAGAUUCGGUUUAUUUCUUUAUUUUGAUAUACUUUAUCUGUUACAUGUCUUAAUGUAAUAGCUCUCUGGAAGAUUUUGUGAACAAAUUUUGUUUAUUGUCUUCGAGUCCUUCAUAUUGGACAGCCAACAAAUUCAUGAAUUGUGGUGCUUUUCUGACCUUGGUGCCAACUCCAGGUUACAUUUGUAGAUUAGUAUUAGUUUUAGUUUUUAACUGGAAGAAAGUCGUACUCUCGUUUAUUUCUUGAUAACAUGAAUAAGGCACUUUCAAAUGUCUUACCUGCACUUGUUCCAGGCACUACUACAGUAUUGUGGUGCAGCCAAAGUUAUCUAGCAUGUUUAUUUAGAAGUCUCUACAUAUUUCCAAUGAUGCCGGUGUUAAUAUGUGAUGAACUUAGUUUUGUGUCAAUAUUUGUCAUAUAAUUUGUACAUAUUGGAUUAUUAAGAAAAAAACUACUUAAAAAGGUAAUUUUGUCUUGUUUCAC
Messenger RNA from Lineus longissimus, 4269 nucleotides. Its product is annotated as prolyl 3-hydroxylase 1-like. Lineage: Eukaryota; Metazoa; Nemertea; Pilidiophora; Heteronemertea; Lineidae. Gene Ontology annotation, molecular function: iron ion binding; procollagen-proline 3-dioxygenase activity; L-ascorbic acid binding. The transcript is spliced from 16 exons. The coding region runs from base 3 to 3098 and encodes 1031 amino acids. Gene Ontology annotation, biological process: collagen metabolic process. The record is from RefSeq and is a predicted model, not a curated record. Gene Ontology annotation, cellular component: endoplasmic reticulum.